GGUUGGGAGAUCUCCAAGUGAAACCCAGGAGCUGCUGGAAGCAAGGUGGUGGUCAUUCAGUUGGUGGUACUCUUCCUUCUGGACUGGGUGCUAAUCAUUACAGUCCUACCUGAGUUCUAAACUGAGUUGUUGCUUUCUGACUACAUUCCACCCACUGGAGUUUUAAAGGGAAAAGUUAUUUCUCAUCCUAAAAACUACUGUGUGUUGUGAGGAUGGUGCAGAAUGUCUGCCACCCUGCACUUCAGGGGAAGUACAAAAGUUCAGUUCUUAAAAAGGCAGAAACCUGUAAGCUAAUUCUUUUAGAAAUCUGAUUGUUCUCUCUACAUCUGCCAGACAUGUCCUCUUCCCAUCACUUUAUAUUCACUAGCAAGGAUAUUUACAAUCUUGUCCAUUACUGACUUUCCCUGCAAACAGUAGAAUUCAAUGAGUAUUAAUUUCCACGAUUCUGUCCAUUUGAUAAACUCUCCAUACUUUAGUUAUGGUAGUUCAGUUUUGCAAGAGUUAAACCAAUGUAUUAAGAUGUAACUUUGUGCUUGAAUAAGGUUUCAGAGUAGAAGCCGUGUUAGUCUGUAUCCGCAAAAAGAACAGGAGUACGUGUGGCACCUUAGAGACUAACAAAUUUAUUAGAGCAUAAGCUUUCGUGGUCAUAUAUGCAGCACCUUUUGACACAUGGGCCCCUCGAUGGCUGCCUGCCAAAUUAAGGCUCAGGAGUGUUGGGUUUUUUUGUUUUUGUUUUUAAUUAUUAUUUCUCUUGAAUCACACUAUUAAAACCAUACCUUGCCAUGCUGAAUGUAAUGCAAUGUGUUUUAUCUCCACAAAGUUAAAAUAUCUAGUAUAACUUGAAACCCCCAGUGGAAUAGUAAGCUUUCUAUUUUUUUUUUUUUUUGGUAAGGAACAGAGAAUGUUUAAGCUGAUAAUAGCCAUAUUCAAAACUUAGACCCAGAUGUCUUCAAAGUCAAAAUCAUACUGUAAGUCAAAUUAGUCAAAGCAUAAACAAACAUCUGUGACUGACGUAGCUGCUUCAAGUAGACUAAUACCUCAGUCAGUGUUAUUCAUUUUGGAACAGGCUGAGAGAAAGCAGAAUCAAAAUGAAGAAGUUACUUGUGUUUCUCUUCAUUUUGGUCAUCCUGACCAUUUUUACAGAUACUUCACCAAUUUUGACUGAAAAAGAAGCUAAACAGAUUCUGAGAACCCGGCGUGAAGAUAGACCAAGAAAAGCAGGUUUCCCUGAUGAGCCAAUGAGGGAACACAUGGUUUACCUCCAGCGCUUGGAGAAGAGAUCAGAAGAACAAUUCCUUGAACAUUGGUUAAAUCCACACUGCUACCCGCAUUGCAACAGGAAUUUAGUUCAUCCAGUCUAAAGGGUUUGUUUUUUCAACAGUUAUUGAUCUCCCCAGGUGCAUUUAAGAGGAAACGGUCUAUGAUUAUGUUAAACAGGAUGAGGUUCAUCCAGCAUCUGCUAUAUACUAGCUAUCAAGCUGAAUGUCUUUGGAAUAUUGAGCAUUCUUAGUAUGUAGCAAGGCUUUCUUUUGUAAUCAUACAUGUUUAAAACAAUUUCAUUGACUCAUGUAGAUCACCAUAAAUUUUCAACCCAUAGGUAAGCUAAUGGUUUAUAAGCAUGAAUCUAGGGCUUCUUCCAAGAUUUUAGGAAUGGGGCAGAAUAAAUCACCAACUUGUCUUAGAACAUGUUUAUUUUGGGCACUAUCUUAAUAUAUAUUGAAGCAGGAGGAGGCUUUACGAGAAAGGAAUCAAUACGGAUGGAAAAUAAAAACAUGAUAAGGCUGCCACCCGUUGGGGUUUUGGAUUAUAGAAUUUCUAAGUUUUAAGAAUAUUGUAGUGAAGCAUAACAUUUAUGCAGCAUUAACCUUUUAUGUUAGUUGCCUCACAAGUUAUUUCACCUAUUAUGUUGUAA
Messenger RNA from Dermochelys coriacea (leatherback sea turtle), 1912 nucleotides. RefSeq names its product chromosome 14 C17orf67 homolog (gene C14H17orf67). The record is from RefSeq and is a predicted model, not a curated record. NCBI's taxonomy places the organism in Eukaryota, Metazoa, Chordata, Testudines, Dermochelyidae.